UGAGUCAUGACUCAUUGUGCAUCGUCGGCAGAUUCCCAGCCGACCGGAAGGCCAAAGUUGCAUUUCUUUGCCCGGAACGCCAUAUUCCAGUUGAUCAUUUCCCCCCAUCCAACGAUAGCAAUCUAGUAUCCAAUUGCCAUGGCUUCCUCCCUCGCCACCUCGGGUGUUGCUUCCAUCAGCAGCAUUGCUGCCAUCAGCUCUGCCAAGGAGCUGUCCCAGGUCAGCAAUGGCUCUGCCAUGGUGAUGCGCAAGACCGGUGGCUCCAGGAAUGUUGCGGGUCUGAAGACUCAGCCCGGCGCCGGCGGACUGGGCAAGUGGUAUGGACCUGACAGGGCCAAGUACCUCGGCCCCUUCAGCGAGGUUGAGGGUGGCACACCUGCCUACUUGGAUGGAACAUACCCUGGUGACUACGGGUGGGACAGCAGCGGUCUGUCAGCAGACCCUGAGAGCUUCCGCAGGAACAGAGAGCUUGAGGUCAUCCACUCCAGAUGGGCUAUGCUUGGUGCCCUGGGCAUGAUCCUGCCUGAGGUUCUGGCUGACAGUGGUAUCCCAAUCAAGGAGCCUGUCUGGUUCAAGGCUGGUGCUCAGAUCUUUGACAGCGAUGGCCUGAACUACCUCGGCAACUCUUCCCUCGUCCACGCCCAGAGCAUCCUUGCCACCCUUGCUUGCCAGGUUAUUCUGAUGGGUGCCGUUGAGGGGUACCGCGUGAAUGGUUUGGAGGGUUUCCAGGAGAGGGAUGACCCUCUGUACCCUGGUGGUGCCUUUGACCCCUUGGGUCUUGCUGACGACCCUGAGGCGGCUGCUGAGCUGAAGGUGAAGGAGAUUAAGAACGGAAGACUGGCUAUGUUCUCCUGCUUCGGGUUCUUUGUCCAGGCCCUGGUCACUGGAAAGGGCCCUCUCCAGAACCUCCAGGAUCAUCUGGCUGAUCCUGGUGCCAACAACGGUUUUGCCUACGCCACCGCUUUCUCGCCCGGGCAGUAAGGCAAGAUAUUGCAGUUGCAACACCUGAUUGAGAUCAAGAGCAGAGUUGUGUUAGCAAUAACAAGUUCCGGACAAAAAAUUGCUGACAUGGAUUGUGUUUCUUCCGGUCGCAGAGCACAGACUGAUGUCAGCUGUAGCGAGGAACAUUGUUCAUAAAGUUUGAAAAAUUUGUCCAGUUGGUCAAACGGCACAACAAGCUGAUGUAACACGGUUGUCAAACUUUUUGAUUCAUGAGCAAUCUCUCACACCACAUGCACGAAUCUACAUUUUGUGCGCA
Klebsormidium nitens is the source of this 1258-nucleotide messenger RNA. Lineage: Eukaryota; Viridiplantae; Streptophyta; Klebsormidiophyceae; Klebsormidiales; Klebsormidiaceae. The record is from the annotation of a GenBank genome assembly.